AUGCAAGUGAAAUUCCCAGAAGCUGCUCGACGGAAAACUAAGUUCAAGGACGUCGGGAAUUUCUCCAUGAAAUUGUUACGUCGAUCAGUUACGAUGUUCAAGGAAUGCGCUAUUGAAAAUGCCUUUUUAAAAUGCCAUUGUGCUUUUGCCGAUGCAAAAACGAAGCGUGUGGAGCGAAAUGACAAGGCCAAAGAAGGUGGGUGCUGGGUAGGACGCCAAUACUCAAGAUUGAAAAGAAACCUGGUCUCCCGCUUCAGUCGUGGCGGUCGCUCCGCAACGCCGGACCAAUUCAUGACCAAGUUCACGCCGGAAUCUGUCGACGAUCCUCAGGAGCCGAUGUACCGAUGGUCGAGCGCCACAGUUUGCUGCGGAGUGCGUCUGGCUUUUGAUACCUCACUGCGACGCCAUUAUUACUGGCUAGCAGUUGUCUCGAUGGCAGUGCUGUACAACGUACUGUUCGUCGUGGUCCGCGCAGUGUUCUGGGAACUGAACGACCUGACGUGGGCCUGGUACGUGUGCGACUACAUCUGCGACUUCGUGUACUUAGUUGAUAUAGUUGUACAUAUGCAUGAAGGGUAUCUUGAACAGGGACUGAUGGUCCGAGACUCUGCGAUGCUACGUCAGCACUAUAUAAGAUCCGGUUUAAUGAUAAUUGAAAUACUUUCGGUGAUUCCUACCGACAUCCUGUACUACUGGUGGCGCCCAGGGUCGUGCGGCCAUGACUGCUUGCCGUGCCCCGUUAUCCUACGGCUCAACCGCCUGCUGCACAUCCCGCGCAUGUGGGAGUGGUUCGACCGCACCGAGGCCGCCACCAGCUACCCGAACGCGUUCCGCAUUUGGAAGGUCGUCAUGGCGAUUUUAGUACUGAUCCACUGGAAUGCAUGUCUGUAUUUCGUCAUCAGCUACGCAAUCGGUUUUGGAGUUGAUAACUGGGUUUACAACAUAACCGGAGGGGAAAACGCGACCCUGGCCCACCAGUACAUUUACAGCUUCUAUUGGUCCACGCUUACCCUGACCACGAUCGGCGAAACCCCGCAACCUGAGAACAACACUGAGUUCGUUUUUGUCGUAAUAGACUUCUUGGGGGGCGUGCUCAUCUUUGCGACCAUCGUAGGAAACAUUGGAUCAAUGAUUUCCAAUAUGAACGUAGCUAGAGUAGAAUUCCAGAACAAAAUGGAUGGCGUGAAGCAAUAUAUGGCUUUUCGUAAAGUAAGCGGGGAGUUAGAAGCUCGUGUCAUUCGAUGGUUCGCGUACACUUGGAACGAGUCUGGGGCUUUGGAUGAGGAAAACGUACUGUCCUCCUUGCCGGAUAAACUUAAGGCUGAGAUUGCUAUAAGAGUUCACCUUGACACAUUGCGCGAAGUGGAGAUCUUCAAGGAUUGUGAGCCUGGCCUCCUUGAAGCUCUAGUGCUGAAAUUGCGACUACAAGUAUUCAGCCCGGGCGAUUCCAUCUGCUGCAAAGGAGACGUUGGCAAGGAAAUGUAUAUUGUGAAACGAGGAAGACUACAAGUUGUAGCUGAUGACAAAAAAACCGUUCUUGCUACCCUCAGUGCGGGAUCAGUUUUCGGAGAAGUGAGUGUUUUGGAAAUACCUGGCAACACCACUGGGAAUCGACGAACUGCUAAUGUUCGCUCGUUAGGGUACUCCGAUCUGUUCUGCCUUGCUAAGAAGGAUCUGUGGGAGGCGCUCGGUGAUUACCCAGACGCUAUGCAUACUUUGAUACAACGCGGAUGCCAACUACUUCGCAAAGACGGCUUACUUGAUGAAACUGUAUUUAAAAACGCCCAAACUAACGAGAAUACUGUUCAACAAUCAAUUAAACAACUUCAGGUGUCUUAUGAAAUAAUUCGGUCCCGUUACGAGAGAUUUGUGGCGGAGGUCGGCGCGAAGCAGGCCGAAAUAUGUGAGCGGAUCAACCAUCUCUUCCUGAGAUGUACUACCCCCACCGACGAGGAUUCUGAUCAGGACUACGUCACCACUUACGACGACUUUGCAAACCAGACAGAAUUCUCGCUCACCUACCCCAUCGACAGUUUUGAGAUUGUUCGGGGAGUAAGCCCCGUCGGGUUUCCACUCCAAACCUUCAACAUUCCUCUGCGUGACCGCGGCCAAUCCUCGAGGUCCAGCGCUCAGAGUGCCCCCGGGCUCGUGCGCGCCAACACCGUGCCACGCUGCAAGUACCACGGAUGUUCUCGGCCGCGCUACUAAGCAAAAGAUGAAGAGCGGGUGGCAGUUUAUUUCAUUUCGCAUCGUUAGGGCAGAUGAAAUGUUUGUUUUCGUACGACAUAUUUAGUACGGACAUCUCGUACAAUCGCAAAUGCAACAGUAAGACAGAACAAACGCUCAUCUGUAACCACCCUAAGCAUAUCCGACUGAAUUUAGUUUUUACUCCACAUUUACUUUUAUUGACACCAAAGGAGAUGCAGUAAAAAAAGAUGGAGACAUCUCUCCUCUCUAUAAAGGAAUCUAUUUGUGAUCUUAGCAAUCUAAUACAGGCGAUGGCCUGUAAUAAUAGAUUGAUCUAGGCAUACUUGCAGUUUUAUGUUUACCGCGAUGUACGCAAACCUUGAUAAC
This is a messenger RNA of Pararge aegeria (speckled wood butterfly), 2574 nucleotides long. Its product is annotated as cyclic nucleotide-gated cation channel subunit A-like. The record is from RefSeq and is a predicted model, not a curated record. The coding region runs from base 1 to 2208 and encodes 735 amino acids. Gene Ontology annotation, biological process: monoatomic cation transmembrane transport. Gene Ontology annotation, cellular component: intracellular cyclic nucleotide activated cation channel complex; plasma membrane. Lineage: Eukaryota; Metazoa; Arthropoda; Insecta; Lepidoptera; Nymphalidae. The transcript has 8 exons. Gene Ontology annotation, molecular function: intracellularly cAMP-activated cation channel activity; cGMP binding; protein-containing complex binding.